CGGACUAGUCUCUCUGUUUGACUUGAUAUUACAUAUUCUCUCUUUUUUUUGGUUACAAGAAGGUCUUAAAAAGACCCAAAACAGCAAAAAGAAAACGAUAAGUCACAGCUUACUAGUCUUAACAGAAGACUUAGAUCUAGAAACUUCACAAAGAUCAUCAAGAGAAAAACAGUAGAAGCUUGGGGAGAAGGGGAUCGGAGCUCGUCAAACACGACAACACCAUGGUCAUGAACUCAUGAUUAAGACCCGAUUUAGCUAGAGAAUCCAACGUGCCUUUGCAUUCUCCGGAUAUUACAUAUUCCAUAUGCAUCUAUAUUAUCCCUUUGAACAUUAAUGUAUACUGUUAUGAACAAUAUAAUUCAUUCAGUCAUCAAACUUAAAUCACCCAAUCAUUCUCCACCAGCUUAUUCUACCGAUGACUAUGCCUAAGCAUAAUCCUCUCUUCCCCAUUUUCUUCAUAUUCUACUACUUCACCUUCCCCUCAUGCCAUGCCCAAUCCCCAUUUUCGUCAUAUUCUACUACUUCACCUUCCCCUCAUGCCAUGGCCAAUACACAGUGCAAGCAACCUUUCAAUUGUGGUAACCUCACAGACAUAUCCUACCCUUUCUGGGGAGGACCCAAUCGCCCCCAAGAGUGCGGUCAGGCUUCGAACUCACCAACUGCGAAAACGAAACUCAACUCCCUCACAUAGUAAUCGAAAAGCUAGAUUUCCAUGUGUCCAACAUCAACAGCCAAGAUCUUCUUCACACCAUGACAAUCUCUCGCUCCGACCUCUGGGACAGUCCUUGUACUGAUCUCCUCGUCAACACCACUCUCGACUACACCCGUUUCUCUUAUGUCCGUACAGUUCGUAACCUCACCUUGUACUACGGCUGCCUCCCUCAAAACGAAUCCGUCCUCAACAGUUUUACGUGCAAAAUAGACGGCACAUCCAAGGACAGAGAUAUUGCAUACUACACGGAUGAUUCACUUUCAAGAGUCGUGAAUCGGACGUCGUGUUCUACCAAAAUCCGAGUCCCCAUUUUAUCGGAUGGCUUUGAUGUUAUGCCUGAGAAUGCAACGGAAGCAGUGGAAAAGGUUUUGAGACAAGGGUUUCAGGUUGAGUACAGUGCGGAGUGGGAUCUCUGUAGGUCAUGCGUGAACUCUCAUGGCAUCUGUGGAUCGAACUCAACGACGGAUUCGUUUCUGUGCCUCUGCGGGGAUCGAUCUUACAGUUCUACUUGUCGAAGGGAUUCGAGGCACCAAGUUGCCCAUGCUUUAGGUGUUUUUUCUGCAGGAACUAUGAUCGUCUUUUUUAUUGGCUUCGGUGUAAAACAAAGUAUUUCAGGGAAUGAUGAAAAGCACAAUGAAGAUGUUGAGGCCUUCAUUCAGAAAAUUGGACCUCUAGCAGUAAAAAGAUACAAGUUCUCAGAUGUCAGAAAAAUGACCAACUCAUUUGAAGUUAAAUUGGGUCAAGGUGGAUAUGGUAAUGUGUACAAAGGUAAGCUAUUGAACAAUUGUCAUGUGGCUGUGAAGAUUCUUAAAGAGUCCAAAGGGAAUGGAGAGGACUUUGUCAAUGAGGUUGCAAGCAUUAGUAGAACUUCCCAUGUUAAUGUGGUCACACUACUAGGGUAUUGCUUUGAAGGUAAGAAAAAAGCGCUCAUAUAUGAGUUCAUGUCCAAUGGAUCACUUGAGAAGUUCAUAUACAAAGACAGUAAUCCUUUAAAAAUCACUCCACACUUGGAAUUGGAAAAACUCUUCCAAAUUGCUAUCGGGAUAGCUCGAGGACUUGAGUACUUGCACCGUGGGUGUAACACAAGAAUUUUGCACUUUGACAUAAAGCCACAUAAUAUCCUUUUGGAUGAGAAAUUUUGCCCAAAGAUUUCUGACUUUGGUCUUUCUAAACUUUGUACAAGGAAGGAGAGUUAUAUGUCAAUGUUGGAAGCUAGAGGGACAAUAGGGUACAUAGCUCCAGAAGUUUUCUGCAGAAACUUUGGAGGAGUAUCUGUGAAGUCCGAUGUUUAUAGUUAUGGAAUGAUGAUUCUGGAGAUGGUUGGAGGAAGAAAGAAUGUUGAAGCUCGAGUAAGCCACACCAGUGAAAUUUAUUUUCCAGAUUGGGUUUAUGAGCAACUUGAGCAGGGGAGCGAUUUCGGUUUGCUCAAUGCAGUGACCGAAGAGGAAAAGGAAGUCGCGAGGAAGAUGAUCUUAGUGGGAUUGUGGUGCAUACAGACAAGGCCAUUUGAUAGGCCAUCCAUGAGUAAAGUGAUUGAAAUGUUGGAAGGAAGCAUUGAAGCCUUGCAAAUGCCAUCAAAGCCAGUCCUAUCUGCUCCUGUAAGAACAUCACCAGAAUCUUCCACCUUAUCAGUAGUAUCUGUUCUCGAUUAAUGGAUGUAUAUGUCUUCCAUAGUUCAAUUCCUUGUUUUUAAGAUCUUUUCAAGAAAUCUUUUCCCUUCACAUUUUUCUUGAUGCUCAGAGCUCUAUCCUGUUUUGUACUUUUGAUUUCGUACAGCAAUUUACCACGAACAAAAGCUGAAAGCGUGGUUUGCUAGUUUGCUAGCGUAGAAACUAGAAACAUGUCCAAGGUUACUGUCAUACAUUUUAAGGGAAAACAAGCCUUUAGCAACAGAAAUGAAAGAAAGAUUGUAAUA
Rosa chinensis is the source of this 2627-nucleotide messenger RNA. Its product is annotated as LEAF RUST 10 DISEASE-RESISTANCE LOCUS RECEPTOR-LIKE PROTEIN KINASE-like 2.1. Gene Ontology annotation, molecular function: ATP binding; protein kinase activity. The record is from RefSeq and is a predicted model, not a curated record. Gene Ontology annotation, biological process: protein phosphorylation. Lineage: Eukaryota; Viridiplantae; Streptophyta; Magnoliopsida; Rosales; Rosaceae. The transcript has 3 exons. Bases 751 to 2364 code for a protein of 537 amino acids.